Messenger RNA from Miniopterus natalensis, 2882 nucleotides. NCBI's taxonomy places the organism in Eukaryota, Metazoa, Chordata, Mammalia, Chiroptera, Miniopteridae. The record is from RefSeq and is a predicted model, not a curated record.
AGCAUCAUCUGCCAGGACAAUAUUUUUGGUUUUUAAUGAGCAGUAUGAUUUUAUUGCCAAACCAGAUGCAAAAUGCUGCACCUUGUAAUACUACCAGGUAAUUCUCCUUAAAAUGUUGUUUUCAAUAAUUGAAAUUGACAUCUUAAGCAAUUAAAGUUUAUUAUAUUAAACUCCAUUAACAUCUUUAUUGACUUUCUGUGGUGUACAGUCAUAUUUUACCAUCUUAAAACCAAUCCAUAAUGAGCAUUAAUUAGGUACCUUAAUUGAAUAUGCUUUAUGUUCAUUUAUAGCUCUGCUUCUCAAACUUCCACAAAGUAUACAGAAGAGCAAAACCCCUGGGGCCUGGGACCAUAGUCCAAAGCAUCCAACUUCAAUGUUGCAGCAGUAGGAACAUGGAAGAGAAACAAUCUGGAUAACAUGAAAGUGAUGCUGGUGGCUAAGGGAAGGCGACUUGAUUCUGUGGGAAGGGAUAUAGCUGAUCCAUCUGUUUUCUAGAUUUGAGUAUGAGCACAGUUGAAGAGGAUUCUGACACAGUAACAGUAGAAACUGUGAACUCUGUAACUUUGACUCGGGACACAGACGGGAACCUUAUUCUUCAUUGCCCUCAGAAUGAAGCUGAUGAAAUAGACUCAGAAGAUAGUACUGAACCUCCACAUAAAAGGCUUUGUCUGUCUUCUGAGGAUGAUCAGAGUAUUGAUGAUUCUACUCCUUGCAUAUCAGUUGUUGCACUUCCACUUUCAGAAAAUGAUCAGAGCUUUGAGGUGACCAUGACUGCAACCACAGAGGUGGCAGAUGAUGAGAUUACUGAGGGAACUGUGACACAGAUCCAGAUUUUACAGAAUGAGCAACUAGAUGAAAUAUCUCCCUUGGGUAAUGAGGAAGUUUCAGCAGUUAGCCAAGCAUGGUUUACAACUAAAGAAGAUAAGGAUUCUCUGACUAACAAAGGACAUAAAUGGAAGCAAGGGAUGUGGUCCAAGGAAGAAAUUGAUAUUUUGAUGAACAAUAUUGAACGCUAUCUGAAGGCACGCGGAAUAAAAGAUGCUACAGAAAUCAUCUUUGAGAUGUCAAAAGACGAAAGAAAAGAUUUCUACAGGACUAUAGCGUGGGGUCUGAACCGGCCUUUGUUUGCAGUUUAUAGAAGAGUACUUCGCAUGUAUGAUGACAGAAACCAUGUGGGAAAAUAUACGCCUGAAGAAAUUGAAAAGCUCAAGGAGCUCCGGAUAAAGCAUGGCAAUGACUGGGCAACAAUAGGGGCGGCGCUAGGAAGAAGUGCAUCUUCCGUCAAAGAUCGGUGCCGACUGAUGAAGGAUACUUGCAACACAGGGAAAUGGACAGAAGAAGAAGAAAAGAGACUUGCAGAAGUGGUUCAUGAAUUGACAAGCACUGAGCCAGGGGACAUCGUCACACAGGGUGUGUCUUGGGCAGCUGUGGCAGAACGAGUGGGUACCCGCUCAGAAAAGCAGUGUCGUUCUAAAUGGCUCAACUACCUGAACUGGAAACAAAGUGGGGGUACUGAGUGGACCAAGGAAGAUGAAAUUAAUCUCAUCCUCAGGAUAGCAGAGCUUGAUGUAGCUGAUGAAAAUGACAUAAACUGGGAUCUCUUAGCAGAGGGAUGGACCAGUGUCCGUUCACCACAAUGGCUUCGAAGUAAAUGGUGGACCAUCAAAAGGCAAAUUGCAAACCAUAAAGAUGUUUCAUUCCCUGUCUUAAUAAAAGGUCUUAAACAGUUACAUGAGAAUCAAAAAAACAACCCAACGCUUUUGGAGAAUAAAUCAGGAUCUGGAGUUCCAAACAGUAAUUCCAAUUCCAGUGUACAGCACGUUCAGAUCAGAGUCGCCCGCUUGGAAGACAAUACAGCCAUCUCUCCAAGCCCCAUGGCAGCCUUGCAGAUUCCAGUCCAGAUCACCCAUGUCUCUUCAACAGACUCCCCUGCUGCUACUGUUGACUCGGAAACAAUAACACUAAACAGUGGAACACUACAAACGUUUGAGAUUCUUCCAUCUUUCCAUUUACAGCCGACUGGGACGCCAGGUACCUACCUGCUUCAGACAAGCUCAAGCCAAGGCCUUCCCCUCACUCUGACUGCUAGUCCCACAGUAACCCUCACGGCUGCUGCUCCUGCUUCUCCUGAACAGAUCAUUGUUCAUGCUUUAUCCCCAGAGCAUUUGUUGAACACAAGUGACAAUGUUACAGUCCAGUGUCACACACCAAGAGUCAUCAUUCAGACAGUUGCCACAGAGGACAUCACUUCUUCCGUAUCCCAAGCAGAACUGACAGUAGAUAGUGAUAUUCAUUCAUCUGAUUUUCCUGAGCCUCCAGAUGCCCUGGAAGCAGACACUUUCCCAGAUGAAAUUCAUCAACCUAAGGUGACUGUAGAGCCAUCAUUUAAUGAUGCUCGUGUAUCCAAAUUCAGUGACCAAAAUAGCACAGAACUGAUGAAUAGUGUUAUGGUCAGAACAGAAGACGACCUUAAACAAGAGGAGGAAGCACCCUCUCAUUUAGCCUGUGCUUAUGUUACUGAGGAUUUAGAGUCUCCUACUAUAGAAGAACAAGUUGAUCAAACAACAAUUGAUGAUGAAACGAUACUUAUUGUUCCUUCACCACAUGGCUUUAUCCAGGCAUCUGAUGUUAUAGAUACGGAAUCUGUCUUGCCUUUGACAACACUAACAGGUACUGUAAUACAACUCCAUCAUGUGCCUGACAAGUCCGAAGGAGAAAAAUCAGGCAGUCAGAUAUUUAAUUCGGUUGUUUUAGUCUUUCUUGAUCCAACAAUAAAGAUAAGUCUUCUUGUUAAAUUUUUCACUUUGGUAGAAUACUUUAAAUUCUUGACAUGGAUUAGAGAAUAUAUACAUUACGUACAUUUAAGACUAACUUGAAACUUA